Danaus chrysippus (African queen) is the source of this 402-nucleotide messenger RNA. The record is from the annotation of a GenBank genome assembly. NCBI's taxonomy places the organism in Eukaryota, Metazoa, Arthropoda, Insecta, Lepidoptera, Nymphalidae.
AUGUUCCGCAAAUUGUUCGCUCUCUUCGCUGUCUUGGCUGUGGCCUUCGCCGCUCCAAAACCUGAGCCAUCUCCACAGCUGGUCACUUACUCAGCCGGCCUGGACUAUGUCUAUCCUGCUGCUUACUCAGCCAGUCUGCCAUCUGUAGUUUCUCCGUACACUGCCCCACUUGCUCCCCUCACUUACUCCGCGUACCCAGCUAACGCGUAUUUCAUUAUACUGUUCGCCUUGUUUGCUCUGGCCAUGGCUCGACCUCAGCUAUACCCUGGUUACGGCUACAGUGGUUACUCCUCCGGUUAUCCAAGUUACAAUGGUUAUUCCGCAUAUUCAAAUCCUCUAGCAUAUUCUGGAUACCCAGCUUAUUCCGGUUACCCAUAUAACUAUGGUUAUGGUGUGUAUUAA